This is a messenger RNA of Spizellomyces punctatus DAOM BR117, 5790 nucleotides long. RefSeq lists its product as uncharacterized. Gene Ontology annotation, cellular component: membrane. The coding region runs from base 1 to 5790 and encodes 1929 amino acids. Lineage: Eukaryota; Fungi; Chytridiomycota; Chytridiomycetes; Spizellomycetales; Spizellomycetaceae. Gene Ontology annotation, molecular function: phosphorelay sensor kinase activity. Gene Ontology annotation, biological process: phosphorelay signal transduction system; cellular hyperosmotic response; phosphorylation. The transcript has 23 exons. The record is from RefSeq and is a predicted model, not a curated record.
AUGCGCAAUAGCUCUGCCUGCCUCUUGGGCAAUGUAGAGUCCGUACUCGCUUGCAUCAAUGCAGGAGAAUGGGACAGUGCAUCCACUCUCGUCGAGAGUCUUACAGACCUUUCCUCUCCCAAUGCCUCACUUUCGAGUCUGACGGACCCACCUCUGGCGAAGGCGCACUCUAAUAUUCCGGCCAAACCCGUGCGGUCAAAGUCGAUCACGGCCAAAAUUGGAACGUUCAUUUUUGGGCCUCAAACUGUUGCACAGACGAUGCCGGCUGAUGUGGACGAGAAUGGAAUUGAUGAUCAGGCACAGAGGAUGCAGGAGAUGUUGAGGAUGCUGUUGCAGUCGCAUCAAGCUUUGCGGGAAGAGCUAGCAGAGAACACUGCCCAAGCGAAAAAGGAUUUGCGCCUCGAGCCGAACCCCAUGGACUUGUACCGACAUACUGCCAGCCUACCAACUCCGCCUGGUCCAUAUACCCCGGCUUCCAUGGAUAAUGGCCCAAUCGAUGGCCCCGCAGCUCCGCUCCUCUCUAACGGAAAUAGCGACGAGGUUGUCAACGAAUGCAUACGCGUGGUGAAUGCUAUUGGAAAUGGUGACUUUUCCCAACGUGUUUCCCUCUCUGGGGCCUCUCCCCUGCACGCCGCGCUUUCCGUUAGCAUCAACUCUACCGUCGAACGUUUGGACACAGUCAUCACACCCAUGAACAAAGUGUUGAAUGAUAUUGGUACUGAAGGCAAAUUGGGUGCUCAGGUGGAGGUAGGGGAAUCCACAGGCGCCUGGGCCGAUCUGGUGACGGGCGUCAACAAUGUCACCGGAACCCACAGCGAUCGCAUCAAGGAGAUUGUUGAAGUAUGCAAAGCUGUUGCUGCGGGUGACCUGACCAGGGAGAUUCGGGUAGAUCUCAAGGGUGAUGCGCUCAUUUUGAAAGACACGAUUAACAUGAUGGUCACCACACUGAGCUCGUUUGCUACUGAGGUCACAAAGGUGGCGCAUCUGGUCGGAACGGAAGGGCAGUUGGGCGUCCAGGCUCAGGUUCACGGUGUCAGUGGAACCUGGGCUGUUCUUACUGACAAUGUAAACAGAAUGGCUGCCAAUCUAACGGAUCAAGUGCGAGACAUUGCUAAUGUGACCAAAGCGAUUGCACGAGGUGAUUUGAGCAAAAAGGUCCGCGUGGAUGGUCGCGGUGAAAUUUUGGAGCUCAAGGAGACUGUGAACAGUUUGGUGGAUCAGUUGAUAACAUUUGCAGCAGAGGUGACUCGAGUGGCUCGUGAAGUAGGUACCGAAGGGAGGUUGGGAGGGCAGGCUGUCGUCAAGGAUGUUGGUGGAACUUGGAAGGAGUUGACUGAAUCUGUCAAUGCCAUGGCUGGCAAUCUUACUGCACAAGUGCGAGAUAUUGCAUCCGUCAGCUCUGCCAUUGCGAGAGGCGAUCUAAGUCGCACGGUCACUGUGGAUGUCCGUGGUGAAAUGCUGGAACUGAAGGAAACUGUCAAUAGUCUUGUUGAUCAACUGCGAACGUUCGCAUCUGAGGUCACACGAGUGGCGCGGGAAGUAGGCACAGAGGGCGUGCUCGGGGGUCAAGCUGUCGUCAAAGACGUUGCAGGAACAUGGAAGGAACUCACCGAGUCUGUAAACGCGAUGGCGGCAAAUUUAACAGCGCAAGUCCGGGACAUUGCAGAUGUGACAAAGGCCAUUGCCAAGGGUGAUUUGAGUCGCAAAGUACGGGUAGACGGACGCGGAGAAAUCUUGGAACUCAAAGAGACUGUGAAUAGCUUGGUUGAGCAAUUAACCACGUUUGCGUCUGAGGUUACCCGAGUGGCUCGUGAAGUGGGCACGGAUGGUAAGCUGGGCGGACAAGCAGUUGUGGAAAACGUUGCUGGGAACUUGGAAGGAGCUGACAGAGUCGGUGAAUGCUAUGGCAAGAGGGAGAUGCUGGAGCUGAAAGAGACGGUGAACUCUCUGGUCGACCAACUGCGGACCUUUGCGAGCGAAGUGACGCGUGUAGCUCGAGAGGUGGGGACUGAGGGCAAACUUGGUGGGCAAGCUGUCGUUAAAGAUGUCGCGGGAACCUGGAAGGAGUUGACAGAAUCUGUCAAUGCUAUGGCUGCCAACUUAACUGCGCAAGUGCGAGAUAUUGCCUCUGUUAGUACCGCCAUUGCUGCAGGUGAUUUAUCGAAGACUGUGACGGUCGACGUCCAGGGAGAGAUGCUGCAGCUCAAAGAGACCGUCAACAGUCUGGUAGAUCAGCUAAGAACAUUUGCCCGAGAAGUCACUCGUGUUGCUAAGGAAGUAGGAACCGAAGGCAAAUUGGGCGGGCAGGCAGUUGUCAAAGACGUUGCAGGAACUUGGAAAGAUCUAACCGAUUCUGUGAACGCCAUGGCUGCGAAUCUGACCGCCCAAGUGCGAGAUAUUGCCUCUGUUAGUACGGCCAUUGCUGCAGGUGAUCUAUCGAAAACGGUGACGGUGGACGUCCAGGGAGAGAUGCUCCAGCUCAAGGAAACCGUGAACAGUUUGGUGGAUCAGCUAAGGACUUUUGCACGGGAGGUAACGCGAGUCGCGAGAGAGGUCGGAACUGAAGGCAAGCUCGGCGGGCAGGCUGUCGUCAAAGACGUUGCUGGCACAUGGAAAGACUUGACCGAUUCAGUCAACGCCAUGGCUGCAAACCUUACUGCCCAAGUGCGGGACAUUGCAUCCGUCAGUACUGCCAUUGCCUCUGGCGACCUCUCGAAGACGGUUACGGUCGAUGUCCAGGGAGAGAUGUUACAGCUCAAAGAGACCGUCAAUAGUUUAGUUGAUCAAUUGAGAACAUUUGCACGAGAAGUCACACGAGUCGCUCGUGAAGUCGGCACGGAAGGUAAACUUGGUGGACAAGCUGUAGUGAAGGAUGUUGCCGGGACCUGGAAGGAUUUAACGGACUCUGUCAACGCCAUGGCUGCCAACCUUACCGCUCAAGUGCGUGACAUUGCUUCCGUCAGUACGGCUAUUGCCGCCGGUGAUUUGUCGAGGACCGUCACUGUAGACGUUCAAGGAGAAAUGUUACAACUUAAAGAGACUGUCAAUAGUUUAGUAGACCAGUUGAGGACAUUUGCGCGAGAAGUCACCCGAGUCGCCCGUGAAGUCGGCACGGAAGGUAAACUUGGUGGACAAGCCGUCGUGAAGGAUGUUGCCGGUACAUGGAAAGAGUUGACUGAGGCUGUGAAUGCUAUGGCUGAUAAUCUUACGACUCAAGUGCGUGACAUUGGGCGCGUCAGUAAAUGUAUUGCAAGAGGAGACCUUAGUAGUAAGAUAGAAGUAGACGUUCGAGGUGAAAUGCUCGAGCUCAAGGAGACGGUCAAUUCUUUGGUGGACCAAUUGAGAUUAUUUGCUAGCGAGGUCACACGAGUGGCUCGUGAAGUCGGAACAGAGGGAAAGCUGGGCGGGCAGGCCGUUGUCAAGGAUGUUGCUGGUAUCUGGGAAGAGCUGACAAAAUCUGUGAAUGCCAUGGCCGCCAACUUGACGCGCCAAGUACGUGACAUUGCGGGUGUUACCAAGGCCGUCGCGAGGGGAGAUCUUGGCAGGAAGAUUGUCGUCGAAGGUGGAGGCGAGAUCCUGGAAUUGAAGGACACCGUCAACCGAAUGGUGGAUCAGUUGCGUACAUUUGCUGCUGAGGUGACGAGAGUAGCCCGCGAGGUCGGAACGGAGGGCAAGUUGGGUGUGCAAGCUCAGGUCGACGAUGUAGAGGGCACUUGGAGAACCAUUAUCGUCAAUGUCAACACCAUGGCUGCCAAUUUGACAUCGCAAGUCAGAGCCUUUGCAGAUAUUAGUGCCGCGGCGACGGAUGGCGACUUCACGCGUCUCAUUGAUAUCAAAGUCGAAGGUGAAAUGGCUAGUUUGAAGAGCAAGAUCAACCAAAUGGUCUUGACCUUGCGCGACUCUAUUCAAAAGAACACGGCCGCAAGGGAGGCUGCUGAACUUGCAAACAGAGCAAAAUCAGAGUUCCUUGCCAACAUGUCUCACGAAAUUCGUACGCCAAUGAACGGUAUCAUUGGCAUGACGGCCCUGACACUCGAAACAGAGCUUACCCGCCAACAAAAAGACAAUCUUAUCAUUGUCUCCUCGCUUGCCAACUCUCUCCUCUCCAUCAUUGACGACAUUCUCGAUAUCAGCAAGAUUGAAGCUGGUCGCAUGGUUAUGGAGGAGAUUCCAAUGAGUUUGAGGAGUGUGGUGUUCUCGGUCUUGAAAACGUUGGCGGUCCGGGCGCAUCAAAAGAGUUUGACAUUGGUGUUUGAUGUCGAUAAUGGAAUUCCGGAUCAAUUAGUAGGAGACCCUUUGAGGUUGAAGCAAGUUAUCACCAAUCUUGUUGGAAAUGCUAUUAAAUUUACCGCCGAGGGUAUUGAUCUUUCCACUACCCCGAGAACGGGUGAAGUUGUUCUACAUGCUUCGUUUAAAGGAAUCGCCGGCGACGUUGUGGAGCUUUUGUUCUGUUGCUCGGAUACGGGCAUUGGAAUUGAAGAGAAUAAGAUGGAUUUGAUUUUUGAUACAUUCUGCCAGGCGGAUGGAUCUACGACAAGAAAGUUUGGAGGCACCGGUCUUGGGCUUACGAUUUCACGUCGCCUGGUUGCGCUCAUGGGAGGCGAUCUUUGGGUCAAGUCCAUCUUUGGCCAAGGGUCUCAGUUUUACUUUAACGUCCGAUUCAAGCUAUCCCAGAAAAUUGCGGAAGAUGUUGAACAGAAAAUGUCAGCCUUCCGCAACUCGAGCAUCUUGCUCUUGGAAGAGGAAGACUAUAACUACGAGUUGGAGGAGGCCUUUCACCUUGGCCUUGUCACAACCCUCGUCCGCUCUCUCCCUGAAGCCUCUGAUUUCGCCGAACGCACAACAUACUCCACCAUCAUCCUAUCCUCCCUCGCCACCCUCGAACGUGUCCGAGACGACACUCGUCUCAGAUACAUUCCUGUCGUCCUCUUUGCAUCCGCAGCUCGUAUGCGCCUUGACAUGAAGUGGUGCAUUGACACGGGUAUUUCCUCAUACGCUUCCAGUCCCGCAACACGGGAAGACAUAAUCAACGCCCUCGUUCCUGCGCUGGAGAGUUCGAUCCAGAGUGGGACGCAUGGCACUGGAGAAGCGGGCGCCGCAAGUGGAAGCGCCGGCACAGGUUACGAGAUUUUACUGGCUGAGGAUAACCUUGUGAACCAAAAAUUGGCUCUAAAGAUUUUGGAAAGAUUUGGACAUAAGGUGGUCGUGGUCGAGAAUGGAAAACUGGCGGUUGAGGCGUUCCAACGGAAUGCAUUUGAUUUGAUUUUGAUGGAUGUUCAGAUGCCAAUCAUGGGAGGCUUUGAAGCAACCCAGCGCAUCCGCGAAAUUGAAAAGAAAAUGGGCCAUGACACCCCUCUGAAAAGGAUACCCAUCGUUGCCGUUACCGCCCACGCCAUGAUUGGCGACCGGGAAAAAUGUCUCAAUGCAGGCAUGGACGAAUACAUUACCAAACCACUGCGCAUGAACGAACUCAACGCCAUCAUCAACAAGUUCCCCAAGCGUGUCCACCAAGCCCACGUCACGGGCGGUCGGGCAGCUGUCGCCACAGGCGGCGCCGCGAGUGCCGGACUCGGUUUAGGCGCCGAUAUGCGGUUGGCAACAGAUAGAGCCGUCGGAAGCGUCAAAGGCCUCGGUGUCGGUGCUGAAGCCGUCUUGUCGCAUAUGCAGCAACAACAGCAACAACAGCAACAGCGUCAGCAGCAGCAGCAACAGCAACAAAUAGAAGAUCGCGACCGUGAGUGGGAAAUGGCUAGAGAAAGACAAAUCGAAAGAGAGCGGGAACUCCAGUGA